Eurytemora carolleeae is the source of this 1829-nucleotide messenger RNA. RefSeq lists its product as uncharacterized. The record is from RefSeq and is a predicted model, not a curated record. Lineage: Eukaryota; Metazoa; Arthropoda; Copepoda; Calanoida; Temoridae.
GUAUGAAUGUAUCCUAUGUGGAUUUGAACCAGACUAUAUCAGUGCCUCGUGCUGUAUACAGAUGCUAUAAUAGAAAACUGAAAGUAAGCGUACUGUUCACUUGUACUGUAGGGAACCCAGUUAUAACAAAUAUAGUUCCAGACUUCAGUAGAGACAAGGAAACUCUUCAAGAAGGAAGUAUAGAAUGCUGUUCUGCCUCCUGUUGUUUAGUAAAUCAAUUAUCUGAUUUAACCAUCAAUAAAACAGGAUUCGGAAUAGAAGAUGAAGGAGGUGGGGCAAGCUCUGAAUGGUCUUUCUGGUUCUUCCUCGGUUCGUUAAUCAUACUCACUCUCUUCUGGGUCAGCAUACUCAUCAAAUACUGCACCACGGCAAACUCAGAUCUUGUUCAUAUUCUCAAGAGUUCAACUGAUCCUCCCUUUAGUUCAACAAGAUUAGGGAAAGAUGGAACAAUUCAUCCAUUAGUUCAAUACAACAACUACAUCAAGUUUAAACCUAAGAGAAAGAAAGAAGAAGUUUUGAGAUUGUUCAAAAAGGGAAAACAUCCUCGGCUACCUGUCUCAGUGUCACAAAUCAGGUCAUCUGAACUACUGGAAUAUGAAUAUGAACUAGAGCUUGGGGAGGAAAAAAUUCUUCCGGACAUCACUGUAGCAGGAACAAUGCCAAAAUUUACCAAAGCAAUUAGGACUUCAAGCAUAUCAACAAUUGGAAGCAUUCAGGCAGAAUCAAGUUCCAAUAAUAGUCGUUCGCUUGAAAUGUCAAGCCGAAAUCAUCCUGAAGUAUCAAGCAGUAGUAUGCAUGAAAUAUCAAGCCGAAAUAAUCCUGAAGUAGCAAGCAGCAGCAGUAUGCAUGAAAUAUUAAGCCUAAAUAAUCCUGAAGUAGCAAGCAGUAGUAUGCUUGAUAAAUCAAGCCGAAACCCUGCAGAACUAGCAAGUAGUAGUAUGCCCAGAACAUCAAGCAAUCCUGAAUUGCCUGAUACUGAUGCAGAUCCAGACGAUUCUAGACCUGGAAUAUUCAGUAUCUCAGCUCUGCAUAAAUCAUCAAGAAGGAUUCAAGCAGAGGAAUUGCCUUUUUCUCCAGGUGCAAAUCCUCCAAAUGAUUCUAUUGAUAGAACAGCUGAGAUUCCUCCUGCAGAAUCAGCUGACAGUGCUGGUGCUGGCACCAGUGACAGUACAACAUUUCUAAACCAGUUUUAUCAAGCUUAUAUUUUCAGUGGACCAGCACAUCUCAGUGCGGAAACUAUGAUGCGAAUGUUAGACCAUUUCAGAGAACUACGAGGAGACACUGAAACAAAUUCUAAUAUAUCAGAAGAUAUGCCAAGGAUUGAUAGCCAUGUCGAUACCUCGAAUGAUGGAACUGAUCUGAAAGACAAAGAUGAAGAUCUUGACGCAGAUGUAGAAUCAUUGAGCAGUGGAAUCAUUAGGCCUUCUUUUUCAACUGGAAAACACCACAAGACACUUCCUCUAGACUCCAGUAUGACGUGGAGUCCUCGACCCCUAAUUCCGUCCUACGUUCCGUCCUACUCCGUUCCAUCUGUUUGGAACAUAGAUAACUGUAGAGAGAAACUUUACAGAUACACAUUCUUAGAAGGAAUAAUAUAUCCACCAGGAUAUAUUCCAUAACUAGGUGUAUUCUAUUCAAUUAAAGCAAUUAAAGGGAGUGUUCGCUAAAAAUGAAACUGGUUUUUCAUUAAAAAAUAAGAUUCACUGACACAGGGUCAAACGACAUAUAGGGUCAAACCACCCAGGAUCAUAAAGCGACAAAGGGUCAAAAUGGAAAAAAUAUGUUAUGUAUUAUUUUAGGGUAAGGUUAAGUUAAGACAAUUUCUGGGC